AUGCCCUGCCCCUGCCCCGGCCCCGGCGCCGGCCCGCCCGGCUUGCUGGCCCUGCUGGGCCCGGGGCUGGCGCUGCUGGCGCACCUCUCCUUCCCCUGCCCCGCGCAGGCCGGCCCGAGCCCCGCGCAGGGCGCCGCCGGCAGGACGCUCAUCCUGCUGGACGUGAGCGCCAGGAGCCCGCUCCGCCUCACCAGCCCCAACUUCCUCUCGCUCCAGCUCGACCCCUCCAUCCUCCACGACGGCUGGCUGGACUUCCUCAGCUCCCGGCGCCUGGUGACCCUGGCCCGUGGGCUGGCGCCGGCCUUCCUCCGCUUCGCCGGCAAGAGGACCGACUUCGUGCAGUUCCAGAACGUGAAGAACCCGGCCAAAAGCCGCGGCGGACCGGGACCCGAUUAUUACCUCAAAAACUACGAGGACGACAUCAUUCGCAGUGAUAUUGCCUUGGAUAAGCAGAAAGGCUGCAAGAUCGCCCAGCAUCCAGACAUCAUGUUAGAGCUACAGAGAGAAAAAGCAGCUCAGAUGCACCUGGUUCUUCUCAAGGAGCAAUUCUCUAACACCUACACCAAUCUCACACUAACAGCCAGGUCUCUAGACAAACUUUAUAACUUUGCUGACUGCUCUGGCCUCCACCUCAUCUUUGCAUUGAAUGCUCUGCGUCGGAACCCCAACAAUUCUUGGAACAGCUCCAAUGCCCUCAGCCUGCUCAAGUAUAGUGCCAGCAAGAAAUACAACAUCUCCUGGGAGCUGGGCAAUGAGCCAAAUAAUUAUCGAGCCCUGACAGGGCGAGCAGUGAAUGGCACCCAAUUGGGCAAGGAUUAUGUGCAGCUGAAGAGUCUGCUGCAGCUGAUCCGAACUUACUCUCGAGCCAGCCUGUACGGACCCAACAUUGGGAGGCCUAGGAAGAAUGUGGUGUCUCUCUUGGAUGGGUUCAUGAAGGUGGCAGGCAGUACGGUGGAUGCUGUUACCUGGCAACAUUACUACCUUGAUGGCCGAGUGGCCAAGGUGACGGACUUCCUGAAAACGCGCCUGUUAGACACACUCUCUGACCAGAUCAGGAAAAUCCAGAAAGUUGUCAAUUCACAUGUGCCUGGAAAAAGGAUUUGGCUGGAGGGCAUUGGGGCCACCUCGGAAGGAGGCACCACCAAUCUCUCAGAUUCCUAUGCUGCCAGCUUCCUGUGGCUGAACUCUCUUGGGAUGCUGGCCAGCCAGGGCAUUGAUGUGGUGAUACGUCACUCGUUUUUUGACCAUGGACACAACCAUCUUGUGGACCAGAACUUCAACCCAUUGCCGGAUUACUGGCUGUCGCUGCUCUACAAGCAGCUUGUUGGGCCCCGAGUACUUGCUGUGCACGUGGCUGGACUGCAGCAGAAGCCUCGGCUUGGCAGGGUGAUUCGUGAUAAGUUGCGCAUCUAUGCUCACUGCACCAGCUACCACAACCACAAUUAUGUCCGUGGUUCUAUCACGCUCUACAUCAUCAACCUGCACCGGUCUCGGAAGAAAAUCAAGCUGGUGGGUACCCUACGAGACAAACUUGUUCACCAGUAUGUGCUACAGCCCUAUGGUCAGGAAGGGCUCCACUCCCGGUCCAUACAGCUUAAUGGGCAGCUACUGACCAUGGUGGACGAUGGAUCCUUACCUCACCUGAAGCCCCGUCCCCUUCGUCCUGGCCGGACCCUGGUUAUUCCACCACUCACCAUGAGUUUCUAUGUGGUAAAGAACGUGAAUGCUCUGGCCUGCCGGUAUCGGUAGUUCCAGCCACCCCACUGCCAAGAACAGACCUGUUAGGCCUCUUGAGGCAUCUCUUGGCAAACGGCUUGCUUCUCAGGUUGGCAUGGCAGACAGCACAAGAUGGGAAAGGCCUCUGAGAAACUUUGUGGGGUGUCUGUAAGCACUGUUUGGCCGCAGCCCUCGCAACAGACGGCAGCUGUUCUAUUCUUGACACCACCACCUACAGUAACCACUCUGUGCUGAACUGGGAAGGUGUGUGUGUGUGUGUUCUCCUCCUGCCUAAGUUUGGUUAAAUCCAAUUUUUUCUUUCUUUCACGGAAAGAACACUAUACUAGAGCCAGCAGGAACUGCCUGGCAAGCUAUCCUGCUGAAGGGUGGGAUACAGAGAUGCUGCUGCAGAAACUUGUAAGAGUAGGGAAACUUGAAUCCGCUCCCAAAAAAUUCAGGCAGCCAAGGAAGCUGCCUCUGCUGGCCCUCCUCUAUAGGGUACUGACAGCCUGGGAAACUCCUUAAACCCUUCUGCAGAGACAAUGGUCAUAUAGCAUGAGGACUUUGUGCCACCUUGUGGACAGGCGAAAAGGCUCUGAGGGAGACAGGCGCUCCUGCACUCUGUUUGCAGAACUGGUGCAUGAGCAAGCUGCAUCCAUCCUGCACCUAUCAUUCCUGUGGCUGCCAUUGACAAGAAGGACAUCAGAAUUCUGGACUUUAGGCUUUAUUCGUGUGGGAGUUGCUCCCACUGCUGGCAAGAGGCAGAAGCAUCCAAAAGCAGAACAGCAAGCUAUGCAACUGUUGAGCACCAGGUGGAGCAUGUGGAGGACACUAAGAAAGGCAGUUAUGCCAGACAAAUAAACCAGAAAACUCUCUUGAAGGAAGUGGCAACCAAUUGUGCUGAACAGUAAGGUCAGUCCAAAUAAGAGCCACCAGGGUGCUUGCAGCUGCUAGAGUCCAGCGGCAUUGUGGGGUAGGGAGGAGAGGUUUGGUCUUGGCCACUGUUGAUAAUGCUGCCUCCUGGGAGCAUUUGCUGUAAAUGUU
Messenger RNA from Eublepharis macularius, 2760 nucleotides. RefSeq names its product heparanase 2 (inactive) (gene HPSE2). The coding region runs from base 1 to 1749 and encodes 582 amino acids. Gene Ontology annotation, molecular function: hydrolase activity, acting on glycosyl bonds. Gene Ontology annotation, cellular component: membrane; extracellular matrix. The record is from RefSeq and is a predicted model, not a curated record. The transcript is spliced from 12 exons. NCBI's taxonomy places the organism in Eukaryota, Metazoa, Chordata, Lepidosauria, Squamata, Eublepharidae.